GCUGGGAUCGCGCGUCGUUUGGUGCCUCUGUUUGAUAGGGUAUUAGUGGAGCGCUUUGUGGCCGAAACCCGCAGCAAAGGCGGGAUUAUGAUCCCCGAGAAGGCUGUCGGCAAAGUGCAAUCGGCGACCGUCGUGGCCGUGGGUCCCGGUGCUCGCAACGAGAAGGGAGAGCUGUUGCCCACUAGUGUCCAGGCGGGAGACAAAGUGCUUCUUCCCGAAUACGGCGGUACUAAAGUCGAGAUCGACGACAAGGAGUACUUCCUCUUCAGGGACACUGACAUACUCGGGAAGUGGCAAAACUAA
Molecule: messenger RNA, 303 nt
Organism: Oppiella nova
Lineage: Eukaryota; Metazoa; Arthropoda; Arachnida; Sarcoptiformes; Oppiidae
Source: the annotation of a GenBank genome assembly